Penicillium canescens is the source of this 1398-nucleotide messenger RNA. RefSeq lists its product as uncharacterized. The coding region runs from base 1 to 1398 and encodes 465 amino acids. The transcript has a single exon. The record is from RefSeq and is a predicted model, not a curated record. Gene Ontology annotation, molecular function: monooxygenase activity; iron ion binding; oxidoreductase activity, acting on paired donors, with incorporation or reduction of molecular oxygen. Lineage: Eukaryota; Fungi; Ascomycota; Eurotiomycetes; Eurotiales; Aspergillaceae.
AUGCCUUCACCAAUUCCUCAGCCUCGGGGGCUUCCCCUUGUUGGAAAUCUUUUUGACAUGGAUACCAAUAAUGUUUGGGCUUCUCUCAAUAAGUUAGCCGCCGAACAUGGUAGCAAAGGUAUAUUCAAGAUCACGGUUCUCGGCAGGCAACUCGUUUUCAUUACAAGCGCGGCCCUCCUCGAGGAAGUCUGCGACGAGAGGCGCUUUCAGAAAUGCAUCACCGGAGCUAUGGUCGAGAUCCGCCAUCUUGCACACGAUAGUCUGUUCACCGCGUAUGCCACAGAGGAAAGCUGGGGUGUCGCACAUCGCAUUAUGGCCCCUUUUGUCUUACCUGAAGCUGUGAAGGAAAUGCACAACGAUAUAUCAGUUACACUGGACGACUUGAUUCAGAAAUGGACUUCGACUGACGGUACACGAAAGCACGUCGAUGUCACCAAUGACCUGGACCGACUCAACCAUGCGGCCAACGCACAAUGUUUCUUCAGCCAGCGUGUGGACUGUGUCUUAGGCGCCGAGCCCGCAGCCAUCAAAGCCAUGUCCGACACAACUUUUGAAGCCGUUCGCCGGCCCACACGCCCCAAACCUCUUACCUGGCUCUUGUACCAAAAGACAUUCGACAGGGAUAUCAAGGUUUCUCGUGACUACUGUGCCCAAAUUAUUGCCAAUCGACGCAACAAUCCAAUCGAAAGGAAUGAUCUGCUUCAUGCCAUGCUCAACGGAAAAGAUCCACAGACCGGGGAAUCCCUCCCAGACGACAGGAUUAUCGACGAGAUUAUCAACAUUUUCAUCGGCAGUGCCACUUGUCCGAAUCUAGUCAGUUUCGCUCUGUACUACCUAGCCAAGAACUCGGACACAAUGCUCCGUGCUCGAAAGGAGAUAGAUGCUCUAAUCGGUCCCACCGGCCAACUCGAGCAUUCUCAUCUCUCCCAAUUACCCUACUGCGAGGCCGUUCUCCGAGAAACAUUACGUCUCUGCGCCACGGCCCCAGGUCUCAAUAUCGAGUCAUUGCCGUCUAUUGAAGGACCCGUUCUACUCGGAGGGGGAGAGUACGAAUUGCCUAAGGGUCAAUCAGUGCUCGCGAUUUUGUCUGCUGUCAAUCGAGACCCUGCUGUCUUUGAAAACCCUAAUGCCUUCAAGCCUGAGCGCAUGCUUGGUGAGGCAUACGACCGACUUCCCAUUGGAGUAAAGAAGGGUUUCGGAAACGGCAAACGUGUUUGUUACGGCAAGAAUUAUGCUUGGGAGUGGUCACUGCACACGCUCAUCGGUAUUAUUCAGAGAGUUGAUUUUGAGUUGGCGGAUAAGGGGUAUUCGCUUGAUAUCGAGGGAAAGAAUUUCAACGGUGCUUUCAGUGUGAAGCCAUAUGGGAUGUUUGCGACGACUAAGAAGAGGGACGCCUGA